AUGCCUAGUCAACAACAAAUCACCAGAGCUACCAGAAGCGGUAGAACGAUCGAUUCACAAGCCAACCCAAUUGAGAUCCCACCACCUUCAUCAUCCGGAGCAGACCAGGAUCUCCCAGCCAAUAACAAUUUAGAAGGGACUGACAAUCCAGAAGAAGAAAGAGACAACGACGCAUUAGACGGUGAAGCUUUAGACGAACAGCUUAGAGAUGACAUAGCAGAGAUGAUGGAGAACUAUCAAGAUGAAGAAGUCGAAAACCGAAACAAAACGGCACCACAAAUAUCACUGAUCAGCUCAGAGGACGAAGAUUCUUCAGAAGGCCCAUCCUCAGAAGAUUCAGACGAAUCAUCCUCAGAUUCAUCAGACAGUAACGAUUCUCAGUCAUCAUCAGAAGAAUCAGUUUCGUCUGAGAGCGAUUCAGAUUCAUCAGAACAAGAAGUCAAGUCUAAAAAGAGCAAGAAGAAGUCGAUUAAAUCCCUUGACAAAGCAAUCAACAAGGCGAUCAAAGAAAGAGAAAAAGCAAACAUAAAGAAGAAAGAGACAAACGUCGAAAAGAAAGGGAAAGACGGAAUGAAUGAACACGGUAAGAAAGCGAAGACGAAGAAGAUAAAAUCUUCAUCAUCUAAGAAAAUGAAAGUUUCUAAAGAAAAUGGAAUCAGAUUUCAAUCUGGACUUCCAUGUAAAUCACUCCUACCAACUUUACAAACCUAUUGGAAUGAAGCGAUGUUGAAGUUAAACAAGAAGGUCCCUCUCACCGUCUUAAACCCGUCCUUCGUACAACAAGACCAAGAUGAAAGUCAUAAAAAUCAACCAUCUUCCUCUUCAAAAUCAUCUAGAAAUAGAGGAUUGAACCCCCCAUCCGAGUACGCAAUGUCUUUCGGUGAAUGGAUAGAUGGAAUUUCUCUCCUGAGAAAAUACUUGAAGGAAACGUAUAAAUUCGCGAUACUAGCGAAGCAAUUAAAGACUCACAUAAAACAUGUCAAAAACAUAAAAGAAUCGACCGAAUGUUGGAUGGUAGCCCUCAGAUACGACAUUAUGUUUCAAUCACAACUUGCUACUCAUCGAGCAAAAGGUGUUCCCAUGCCAGAUGCGAGUUUAUACGUAGAAAACUACGAAAAAAGAGCAAAAGAACGAGCAUCAAAAACCGGAGAACUAUCUUUUGGAAACACCAAUCCUUAUGCAAAAGGCGGGCGUUACGAAAAUAGAAACCCAAUAACAGGCUCUUGGAAUGAAGGAACAUCAACAAACAGUAAAAAGAGACGAAACACCACUACGAACAACCCAUUUCCGUCACACAACAGAAGGGCAGUGCGACCUCCAAGGGCACCUUUCACUCAAGAAAGGCACGAUCAACCUCAACCUCAAGUUAAUGCCAGAGAAAACGAAGUUCGUAACCAAACGUUUAAUCAAGGAGUUAACGAAGCAAGUGGCAGAGGAAACAAUCGUAGAGGUAGAGGUGGGAUCAGCACUAGAGGCAGACCACGCCAACAUCAGACUGUACAUCUCCCCCUUGUUUAA
This is a messenger RNA of Melampsora larici-populina 98AG31, 1518 nucleotides long. RefSeq lists its product as uncharacterized. The transcript has 6 exons. The record is from RefSeq and is a predicted model, not a curated record. NCBI's taxonomy places the organism in Eukaryota, Fungi, Basidiomycota, Pucciniomycetes, Pucciniales, Melampsoraceae. The coding region runs from base 1 to 1518 and encodes 505 amino acids.